CAGCUGCCUGAAGUGAUCUCAAGAGGAGGAGAAUUAUCCUCUUAUUCCGAAUCUCUGUGGACGUGUAGUGCAUUGUGUAGAGAGCAAAGACUGAGAGGGUUGCAGAUCUGAUGCCUUUUUGCCAUUAUCUUGGCCAGGUUAGGGAAGGCUGUUCUGCACCAUGGAGGCCAAAGCUCUUGCCACUAUGAAAGAGAAGAAUGAUCUCCCUCAGCCAUUUCUGCUUGAUGAAGAAGCUAAUGAGCUCAAACUGGUUUGUAAAUCUUCCUACCUGAAGAAACUCUGGGGGCUCCGUUACAAAAAUCAGUGUUACGAUUAUGCCACCGUCUUAUGGCAUAAGAUAAAGAGCGGCAUCAAAAAUAAUGUGUUCUGCUCCUCCCACAAGUACACAAUGCCUCUCAUCAAAAGUCUCACCUUGGCUUUCAUCCUGGUGGGUUUGGUUGUUUUGUUAUUUUCAACUUUCUUAUUAUCGGAGGUAGAUAGGCUGGGUGCAAUGUAUCCAUUUGGGAACAACGUGCCCCCCGGCGUUGUCCACGCUAAAGGAGAUAACACAGAAGCAGUCCCUAAAAAUCUCACUGUGCCAAUCCUGCUGGAAGCCAAGAAAUCCGAACCGUUUUGUGAAGCCGUGGAUAAUUGCUUCGACAAAGCGAUCAAGGAAUUCAUGUUGGAGCCGCGGAUUCUACAGGAAAAUGCCAAAAUGAUCCUCGAGUGUAACGGAACAAGGAAGGAGUUCGUGUCUGGAAAAGGAGAAAACUAUAUCGAGGUGUUCUGGGUGGACGGCCAAACGCAUUACCGGGUCAGAGAAGCCAAUUCACAAGUCUACGUGGCAAGGCUGGGGCGCCAGCCUUUACCACUCAGCCUUGGCAGCCUCUUGAAUGUCUACCAACAGCUGGCCUCCCGUGAAGGAUCAGAGGAGCUGCGGCGGUGCCUAAAUAAGACCAUAGAGGAAUUUCCCAAGGAACCGCAAGCUGUGCAGAACGAUGCCGUGUUGGAGGUCUCAUGCGGAGGGAGCAAUGUCACCUUCCGUUCGGAAGCUGGGAAGAACGAAAUCAACGUAUACGAAGAUAAGCAUGGGAAGGUUGUAUUUAACGUAAAAGGCAAAGGAUGGGCUUGGUGGGCCAGACUAUUUGUAAGGCACUAA
Molecule: messenger RNA, 1138 nt
Organism: Protobothrops mucrosquamatus (brown spotted pit viper)
Lineage: Eukaryota; Metazoa; Chordata; Lepidosauria; Squamata; Viperidae
Exons: 2
Coding region: 161-1138 (325 amino acids)
Source: RefSeq, a predicted model, not a curated record